AUGUCCUACCAGUCACCAGCUACGACCCCUCAACAGGAAGCCCUAAGCCAAGAUGAUAUAAGGGCUCCUCAGCCGGCAUAUAGCACAAAUUAUGGCGAAAUGGACAUAGGACAAGAAGGGUUUGGCACCAGAGCCUUUGUCGCCGAUGACGGCCGUGUCGAUGUCAAUAUUCAGGAGAGGGGACGACGUCUUUCUACCGCUCUGCAAGAGGUCUUCACACCUACAGAGACCAUUUCACCAGGUGCACCAAUUCUCCAGUCAUUGGAGGACACCUACGGGAAAUCCAGCAUACCUCGUCUCAACCUCGUGAUCCAACUAGUCGGUUCUCGCGGAGAUAUACAACCAUUUAUUGCCUUGGGAAAGGUGCUGAAAGAAGAGUACCGUCAUCGCGUUCGGAUAGCCACACAUUUAAUAUUUAAGGGAGCCGUCGAAGAGAACGGUCUCGAGUUUUUCAAUAUCGGCGGUGACCCAACCCAAUUAAUGUCAUUUAUGGUCAAAAAUCCAGGUUUGAUGCCGGGAUAUGAAGCCUUCCGCAACGGAGAUAUUGGAAAAAGGAGAAGAGAGAUUUCCGAGAUUCUACAUGGCUGCUGGCUGUCAUGCUUUGAAGCAGAGGAUGGUUCUGGCAGAAAUACGUCCGAAUCGUUACCUGGAGGAACGCAAGGCUACAAGACCGAGACCGAGCUUAAUCCAUUUAUCGCAGAUGCAAUUAUUGCCAACCCUCCCAGCUUCGCUCAUAUCCACUGCGCAGAGAAGCUAGGUAUACCCCUGCAUCUUAUGUUCACUAUGCCAUGGUCACCCACACAAAAGUUCCCUCAUCCAUUGGUCAACAUACAAUCAUCGAAUGUCGAAAUAGGCGCCGCAAACUUCAUAUCAUACGCAUUGACGGAGAUGCUCACCUGGCAAGGGCUCGGGGAUGUUAUAAACCGCUUUCGGGAGCGAGAUCUAGGCCUACGGCCGAUUAGUCUUAUAUCGGGGCCUGGGAUGAUUUCGCGUCUACGUGUACCAUAUACAUACUGCUGGUCUUCAUCACUACUCCCUAAACCAAGGGAUUGGGGCUCUCAUAUUGAUGUCGCGGGGUUUUACUUUCUUUCGAGCCCAUCGGACUACACCUCGCCGGCACAACUGGCCAAUUUUCUCGAUGCAGGGCCAACACCGAUAUAUAUUGGUUUUGGCUCGAUUGUGAUAGACAAUCCUGACGAGCUAACCAAGUUAGUCCUAGAAGCAGUACGGAAGUCUGGUCAGAGAGCAUUGAUCUCCAAAGGAUGGGGCAGUAUUGGUGAGAGCGAACUAGAGCUUCCCGAACAAGUUCUCAUGGUUGAAAAUUGCCCUCACGACUGGCUCUUUAAACAGGUUUCCUGUGUAGUUCACCACGGAGGGGCAGGGACGACAGCUGCUGGUCUCGGUUGUGGAAAGCCCACCGUUGUUAUCCCUUUUUUUGGAGACCAGCCAUUCUGGGGAUCAAUAGUGGCAGAGGCUGGAGCUGGACCGCCGCCGAUACCUUACAAGCGCCUUACAGCGGAAAGUUUGGCUGCAGCAAUUGUAUCUGCGUUAGAACCAGAGACGGUUCUAAAUGCCGAGAGGCUGGGAAGGCAUAUACAGGGUGAAAGUGGUGUAAAGCUAGGAGCCACUAGCUUUCAUAACCACUUGGACCCUGCAUCUCUCCGGUGCAUGCUUAUUCACAAUCUACCUGCCGUAUGGUGUAUUCGAAACACCAACAUCCGCUUGAGUGCCUUAGCUGUUGCUGCAUUGGAAAAUGAAGGAAUAUUGGGCCUUGAUGACUUAAAACUGUACCGCCCUCGAGAAUAUAGUAUCAAUCUAGGUCCAUAUGAUCCUAUUAGCGGCGGUGCUACGGCAUUAAUUGGCAGCAUUGCAGAUUUUACGAUUGGCAUUGCUGAUUUCCCUGGGGAAUUGAUCCAGGCUACUUUUCCCCCUAGAAGUAAUACCAUGGAGGAUACCCCUGUGCGUUCGAGUAGAGCGGCUUCACCAAUGCCCUCCACUUCUAGUGAUACUGGAGAUAAGCGUUUACGGCGUGCAUCUUCACCUGAAGCUCCGAGCUCUCCGCCACAGAAAGCCGAUGAAAAUAGCCGUCAAGAGGCAGAUGAAAACAAACGGUGCGAUGUUGAUAAAUGGAAAGCUACGAUGGACAAUGUGAUCACCACAGGCUAUGCUGUGACUAAUCUGGUUGAUAUUGGAUUAAGGUCACCCAUGCACUUUGCCUUGGGUAUAGCAAAAGGAUUCCACGACGCACCAAAACUCUAUGGUGAUCAGAGUGUGAGGGAAUGGGAGGAGGUGACCGACUUUCAAAGCGGGCUAAGAGCAGCCGGAAAGGAAUUUGGGUAUGGAUUUUAUGAUGGUAUAUCUGGCCUAGUGACCCAACCUAUCGAAGGGCUGAAAGAUGGAGCAGCAGGCGGAAUAAUGGGAAUUAUUAAGGGGGUUGGUGGGCUGAUUUUAAAGCCGGGAGCGGGUAUGGUUAACUUGGUAAACUCGCCCCUUUACGGCAGUCCCUUGCUAACAGAAAUAAAUACAGGUAUAUUCGGUUUAGCGGGCCACACCCUUAGCGGUAUCCAUCAAGAGAUCCAAAAGCGCUGUGGGACUACUGUGGAUAGUUACAUUAUAGCUUGCCGGAGUAAGCAAGGCUACGACGAGUGGUCUCAGGCAACACAACGGGAGAGGGAUGACAUUAUUCAAAAAUGGCAAUCUCUGGGGGUAGACCUUCAAAUCCGAGAGGAAGAGAUACCCACCCAAAAUGGCAUGGAUGGCCCUACUGAAUUUGCUAUCUGGCGUACUCUAACAGAUCGAAUGCGCUUAUCUAACCAAGGAGAGCCUAAGGGGAUAGAGCAUAGGGGAUAG
Molecule: messenger RNA, 2850 nt
Organism: Arthroderma uncinatum
Lineage: Eukaryota; Fungi; Ascomycota; Eurotiomycetes; Onygenales; Arthrodermataceae
Exons: 7
Coding region: 1-2850 (949 amino acids)
Biological process (GO): carbohydrate metabolic process
Molecular function (GO): hexosyltransferase activity; UDP-glycosyltransferase activity
Source: RefSeq, a predicted model, not a curated record